This is a messenger RNA of Vespula pensylvanica (western yellowjacket), 1792 nucleotides long. RefSeq names its product keratin-associated protein 16-1-like. The record is from RefSeq and is a predicted model, not a curated record. The transcript is spliced from 6 exons. Lineage: Eukaryota; Metazoa; Arthropoda; Insecta; Hymenoptera; Vespidae. The coding region runs from base 402 to 1679 and encodes 425 amino acids.
UGUUAUCCUUACAUCGAUAACCUUUGUAUUUACGCGCGUAUAGUAAGGUUAAUUAUUCGAAUCGUCAAUUCAAUUCUUACUUUUAUUGAAAUUUUAAUAAUUCUUACAGAAGUAAUGUUUAUAAAGAAGAAAGUAAUGGAUUGCGAGGAUAUUCUAAGGAAUUUUUUCGAAAUUUCUCUUUUAUUCAGGAGACUUAUCUUUCGAAAACAGCUUUGUUGUUUACUUAGAUAAUUUUAGUUGGAUGAUCUCAUUUGUAGAUAUCUGUUGGAUUUUAUUUUUUUCAAUAUUGUUUACGGUAACUAAAGAGGGUUGGUUUCUACGACCAUCAUAAAGAAAAAACUUGGCUCUAAAUGGCAUCACAUCGUAAUCUAUAUUUGAUCACAAGUUGAAUCUUCAACGUUAUGUCCUGUUGCGAGGGAGUCGAUGGUAUCGAACGUUCUCCUGGCACUGGUUGUUGUGGAACAAAGUGUACAGCCGGAUCAAGUGGAUGUCUCGCUUCAGAAUCUCGUAUUCGUUCUUGCCAAUGUCAAAAUAACGUCGGUUGUUUGGAUCGUAAUGAUUGUGGUGGAUUUCGUCCUAGCGGUACUGCAGCUACCGGCGCAUGUCCAGGACCGUGUCAAUGCUUAGAAGAGGAGAUUUGGAAUAGUAAUGUUCCACCUAAGCCGAACUGCGAGUGGUUAAGCAACUUCUCCGAGCUCCGACGGCAGUGGAGCAAUCAUGCUCGUCAACAGAACUGCAAGUGUUGCAACUGUCGAUCAUGUAGAAUUGCCGCCCCCUGUCGACCAUGCUUACCGACAACGCUUUGCACUUCCGGCUUCGUCGUACCUUCAUCGGACUGUCAGGAUUAUUGCGAGGAUCAUCGUUUAGCCGGUGGUGCAAGCGAUAAAAGAGAUUUAAGUCCAGUGGAAUCAACGUCCUCGAGGGAGUCUCGUAAUCUUCGAAGAGAAGUCGGAGGUGGUUGCCCGCCACCAGGAUGCGGUCGAUCCUGCCAAACGGCACGCUGUCGAUCACCAAGUACGGAUCGUUCCUCCUCGUGCUCUUGGUGUCCUACGUCCGUACCGCGUCCUUCUUCUCCAUGUAGACCAUCGACUCUUUGUCAACCCUGUGCUCCCUCCCCAAAGUCCAUCUUAAAAAAGCGAAGUUGUUGUCAGUGCACGACUGGUUAUUGCAUGUGUCAACCGAUGCCACGAAACUGUAAUUGUCCUCCUCCGAUCCAAAUUGAUGCUCGAGCAGAACGAGAUUGCACUUGCGACUGUUCUUCCUCUCCGGAAUGUGCAUGUCCACCGAGCGAACGAAGAUUUCCUAGAACAAUGGUGAAAUGUCCCAACGCCAGAUUAUGUUGUCCAUUGCCGCGAUUACCACCCGGUCCAAAGUGUCACUGCGAUCGCUGUCAACCCUGUUUACCGCCACCUUGUGAUCCCUGCACUUCCAGCAUCUGUCGGAAUAUCAUUCCAAGAGCGAAUCCCUGUUGUCCGAGUUCACCGUGUCCACCGCGUUCCCCUUGCCGUCCUAAAUCUCCUGAUCUUCAACCUUGCCGCUCGCCAUCGCCUUGCCGUAAAUCAACGCAACGAUAUUGUCUCGGAAGGAGUUCUUGUCGCGAUGAUACUUACAACGUAUGUCCACGUGAUGCGAAUGAUAGACGAUCGUCGGCAACCUGCGGAGGAACAGGGCCAAUGUGACACGUGGUGUGGUGGGUCCGGUAGGUGGAGAUAACACGAUGACGCUAACAUGGAACACAAGCGCACAGACCUGUCGGUGCAAAUGGAAGAAUGGAGACGUGUCCUGCAAGGAC